CGCACCCACUCUCGCCGGUCUGUGGUGACAUCCAGAUCAGAGUUCCCAAACUAUGGCCGCCAAACAACCCGUCACCAUUCUCGUGCCGUUCUGUUACAGGGCUGUAGACUACAGCACGACAGAAAACCUGCUCUGUACGUAUGAGGGGAUCCCCGUGGAGAAAGUCAUCUUCAGCUAUCUAGAGGAGGGUGAAAGUCUCUUGGAGUACUUCUACCGACUGAAAGAAGUUGUUAUCGACAAUGACGUGGAUGUAGUUCUGGCACUCUCCGACAUGGCUACGCUCGUGCAGUCGGCUCUGGUACGAGAAUUCCCGAGUAGACUCGAAGGGCCGAGUGUGGAGUCGUCGUUCCUCGCCUUUCACAAGGUCUACACCAGGCAGUGUCUGGACCCGGACACCGAUCCUUCGACUCACGGCGUCUUGGACUUGGACUCAAAGACCCUCCUUGAAGAUGCUGAUGUUCUAUUCAAGAGGCUGAAACUUCCUGCCUUUGCAAAGGUUCCUUGCGGAGAUGCCUCCCUGGGGGUUUGGAAGAUCAGCAGCUCCGGUCAGCUGACUGAUGUCCUGGGAGCGGUGGGACGUUUGAACGAAAUGCACUACUCUCAGAACGAACACAUCAGCAGCGCCGCGUUCAUGCGCGACUUCCUACAGAAGGUGCUGGAUGUGAACCACUACCCCAUGGUUCUGAGGGACACCAUUACAGUGGAGCCGUACAUAGAUGCACCAGCAAAGGUGUGUGUGGAGGGAUGUGUCUACAACAAAGAGAUCCUCCACUGGGCCAUCUCUGACAGCCUCCACUGGCCGGGACGGGACAUCCCCUUCCGGGGAAGCUCCAUGCCCUCUACCCUUUCAGAUACGAUCCAGAGGCGACUGUGGGGCGGAUUUGACAAAGUAGUGGGCAGGAUGGUGGACCACGGCUUCAACAACCAGUUCGUUCACGUGGAGUACUUCAUCCUGGCCGACGGACAGAUCAAGCUGAUUGAGGUGAAUGCCCGGAUGUCCCCGAAUUUGAGCGGCCUGUACGCGGCCUGCCUGUCGGGACGGGUGCAGCUACAGGUGCUCCUCGGGCUGUGCUGCGGGGUCCGUCCCGCCCUGCCUGCACCCACGGGCCGGGCCGCUUUCAACCUGCCUCUCCAAGUCCACGACAACUACACGGGGAAGGUCCGAGACAUGGUCAACCUCUCCGAGGUAGAGAUCUUAAAGGGAGACUCGGGCAUCAAGUUUAUUUGGCUCAUGUCUUUGGAUGAUGAGUUUCUCCCUUGUAAUACGCUGUUUGCGAAUCUUUGGACGUACGGAACGACGCCUGACGACGCCAAGAAGAAAUACAGGGAAGUGACACGGCGACUGGUGAAGAAACCGGAGCACUUGAAAUUUAACUUCCUUAAUUAGAUACAAUGAGGCACAUUUCAGCGAAUUGGAAUAAUAAGCUACAGAUUGGGGCUGGUUAGAAAAUAUGACACAAAUACAUUUUUAUCAACACCCCCUUCAAUGAAUUCUAUCAUGAGACGAGUAUUACUUAAACCUUACUUAAAUCACGCUCCUAGCGGCCCAUCCGACUGACCGGCUGACGGGAUAGAAUAGUAACCUUACUUAUAUAGACAAAUCGAAGAAAAUGUUUUGUAUCUUUAUGUAUUACUAGUAUCUUACACAGCUUUACCACUAUAGUGACUUCAUUCUAUAGUCAUGCACCAAUAUACAACACUUAAAAGCUAUGUACAUGUACCAAUGUUAUUAUCUUUCGGUAAGGCCAGUUUAGGCCACACUGGUUGGAUAACUCGGAUUGCAUUAUUUGGCCACUGAAACUAAUGCGAGAAAAGGGUAAGAAGUUGCAUUCAUUGUGAAAUCUAAGUGGUCAGGAAGAUUUUUUUGUGUAAUUUAAUAGAAUAUUGUUAUAGCUAACUGAUGAAUGUUCAUUGUAUGGUGAUGGAAGCUUCUUGGAUGUUUUCUUCUCGGUACUAAACUUUAUUAUAUAGGUAGCAAUGCAGCUGGUAAAGUGCACAAUAUACAAUAAACAAUAUAAAAAGAGUUACCAUGCAGAGUAAAAAUGCGUUAACAGAUAACGUUACAUGUACAAUACAGUACAGGCAGUUGGUGUGUAGGAAAUUGAAGGUUAAAUUCCAUUCUAAAUUAUCUACAGAGUCGAUGUCUUCUAAUCAGUAGCGUUUGUUUCUUUGUUGUUUAUUGAUUCGCACAACAGAAAUAUCACACAAAAAAUGUACAAAAAUUGAAUUAAAAAAACAAUAACAACUGAUGA
Molecule: messenger RNA, 2252 nt
Organism: Branchiostoma floridae (Florida lancelet)
Lineage: Eukaryota; Metazoa; Chordata; Leptocardii; Amphioxiformes; Branchiostomatidae
Exons: 7
Coding region: 53-1387 (444 amino acids)
Source: RefSeq, a predicted model, not a curated record